CGGGCCUCGGGCCGUCCGCCAUGGCUGGCGAGCAGCGGAGGGCGGGCUGGCUCCGCGGGGCCGAGGCGCGCACCAGCCUGGCCGCCUUCUUGCUGGGCGGCUCCGUGGUGGCCGCCGUGCCGCUUCUGCUCCGGGCCGGCUUCCAAGGCCGAGCCGCGCUGGCCCUCCACGUCGCCGGCGCCAACGCGACGCUCCUAUUGGCCUGGGGCCGAGCGCCGGGCGGGAUGUACCAGAUAGCAAUCCGGGCCUGUUUCCUGGGCUUCGCAUUCGGAUGCGGCUUGCUGCUCAGCUUCAGGCAGUCUUCCUGGAAACAUUUUGGCUGGUACAUGUGUUCGUUGUCUCUGUUCCAUUAUUCAGAAUAUUUGGUCACGGCAGUCAACAACCCCCGUAGCCUGUCUCUGGAUUCCUUCCUGCUCAACCACAGCUUCGAAUAUAACAUGGCCGCUCUUUCCUCGUGGAUCGAGUUCACCGUGGAAAAAUUCAUUUUCCCAGAAAUGAAGCAGGUGGCUUGGCUCAGCUCCGCCGGGCUGCUGAUGGUCGUGUUGGGCGACUUCUUACGCAAAGCAGCCAUGCUGACCGCCGGCUCGAAUUUCAACCACAUCGUCCAGAACGAGAAAGCGGAGUCGCACCGGCUGGUGACGCGGGGCGUGUAUGGCUGGUGUCGGCACCCUUCGUACGUCGGGUGGUUUUCCUGGAGCGUCGGAACUCAGGUACUUCUCUGCAACCCCGUCUGCCUGAUCGGCUACACCCUGGUUUCCUGGCGUUUUUUCCGCGACCGGGUGGAAGAGGAAGAACGGGCCCUGAUCCACUUUUUCGGAGAAGAAUAUUUAGCCUAUAAGAAGAAGGUGCCCUCCGGACUCCCCUUUAUCCGCGGCUUCAAAAUUGAACUUUGAGACACGAGACACCCCUUCACUUAACACUGGCAUCGGGGGUGGGGAGGCUACGUCCUGCCUCGGUUUUUGCUAAGCCUUUGGAAAAGCCUCUGAGCACGUGCAGAGGGCUCGAGAAACUCUAGAGCAAGGGUCUCCAACCUUAGCAACAUUUUUAAGACUUGUGGACUUCAACUCCCAGAAUUCCUCAGCCAUCCAUGCCUGUUUCUUUUCUUCCACUGUCUAGAGCGGAGAGAUUGCAGAGAAAGGGAGCGGAGAGAGCAAAGCUGACUGAGGAAUUCUGGGAGUUGAAGUCCACAAGUCUUUAAAGUUGCCAAGGUUGGAGACCCCUACUUUAGAGGUUCCUUUAAAAAAGAAAUACUUUCGUUGGAGGAUUUACGGGGCUGCCUAGAGUUCUCCGACCGAGCCAUAAGUCUAAUUUUCCUUUUUGUUUUUUUUUAAAAAAGAGAAAAUUUGCUAUUUGUCGUUUGCGUCUCGCCCCGAGUUUGAAUCCCAGCCUGGAUCAAAAGAUUACUGAGAAAAAAAAUUCCCACAGAUUAUAUUUCCGCCCCCCCACCCCCAAAAAAUCAUGAAAAUCUUGAUCUUUUCCCCUUUGCCCUUCUUACGGCCGCUUAACGCUGUUUGAAGCCUGAUCUUAAAAUCUUUUGUAAAAAAAUAUAAAUUAAUUUUUAUAUAAGUUGUGAAAUUCGCACCCAGCCGUUUGAAGCCUGAUCUUAAAACUCUUUUGGAAAAAUUAUUAAUUUUAUAAGUUAUAAAAUUUGCAUCCAGCUGACUUGCAGCAUAAAAUCUCUCUUUUUUUUUUUCUUCCCCUCUGCCUGCCUGCAAUAAUUUUGGUCUCCCACCCAAAAAAGAGAUUUUUUUGUGGGGGGGGGGGAAAAGGAAGUUUUUUUUCCUCAUCACUUAUGCAAAACUUCGAUGGCAAAGCUGACAUAUGUGUCGAUUUCUACACCCGUUUCCUUCCUUGUUUUUUUAAAAAAUUAUUUUAUCAUCAUUUUGGCUUUUUUUCCUCUCUCUGCAGAGGGUUUCAACAUUCCUUGCUGUUCCUGGAACCUCCAUUUCUCUUUUUCCGUUUAAUUUCAUUAACUUGUUCAUUUCAACAUUUCGUUUCCGUAAAAGGCCACGGCGAAAUUGUUUUCUAACUUUGCACAGACACAACUCGGUAAAACCGAACACAUUGUCCUUUUCUUCCUCAGACUUUUCCUAUGGCGCGGUUCUGUUCCAGUUACAAACCAAAGAUAAAUUUAUUACCUUUU
Molecule: messenger RNA, 2143 nt
Organism: Pantherophis guttatus
Lineage: Eukaryota; Metazoa; Chordata; Lepidosauria; Squamata; Colubridae
Gene: ICMT
Product: isoprenylcysteine carboxyl methyltransferase
Biological process (GO): C-terminal protein methylation
Cellular component (GO): membrane; endoplasmic reticulum
Molecular function (GO): protein C-terminal S-isoprenylcysteine carboxyl O-methyltransferase activity
Source: RefSeq, a predicted model, not a curated record